Molecule: messenger RNA, 1074 nt
Organism: Tuber melanosporum (Perigord truffle)
Lineage: Eukaryota; Fungi; Ascomycota; Pezizomycetes; Pezizales; Tuberaceae
Exons: 1
Coding region: 1-1074 (357 amino acids)
Biological process (GO): base-excision repair, AP site formation
Molecular function (GO): mismatch base pair DNA N-glycosylase activity
Source: RefSeq, a predicted model, not a curated record
AUGUCUAACUUGAGCACUUCAAGCAUUGGUCAAGGCGAAGGCAGGAAUGGGCAGGCGGAAAUGAGUAAGCGGAAAUAUGCGGACAAGGUUAAAGAUGAGGAGGUUGUUGAGGAAAGCGAAGAGGAAGAAGUGGAGGAUGAGGACUUAGAUGAGGAAGAAGAGCUCUAUCCAUCCUUUGGCGGCCUUUUAUCGGGAUUCGCUUUUGCGAGUUCGAGUUAUAGUAGGGCUCCGAUAGGUGCCCUUGCAAUCGCCUCUCGGCCAACACUCCCUGGGAAUCCACCCCCCACGUCUCGAAACCCCCGCCCGAAGAAGCCCUCCCCCGUGAGAAUGGAAUCGAGACUCCCCGCCGGGCCAUCCCCACCACCGACAAGGCCCAAGAAGAAACGCAGAACGAACACUGGCUAUGUACCCCCAAGCGCAUACGCUCACCUGCCCCUGCUACCCGACACCCUCGAAGAAAACCUGAUCUGCGCCUUCACCGGCAUCAACCCGGGCUUAACGACCGCGCGCAUCGGCCACUCAUUCGCGAACCCCACGAAUCUCUUCUGGCCGCUGAUGCACUCCUCAGGCUGCACCCCGGACCGCCGCCUCCCCCCACAAAUGGAUGGAAGAUUGCCAGAUUUGUACUCCCUUGGCCUGGCCAAUCUCGUCAACCGGCCUACUAAGGGUGUUGCGGAGCUUUCCAAAGAGGAGAUGCUGGCUGGUGUUGCGGUGCUGGAGGAGAAGGUGCGGAGGUACAAGCCUGAGGCGGUGUGUUUUGUCGGGAAGGUGGCCUGGGAGGCGGUUUUUAAGGUGCGGAAUGGGAGGGGGAUUAGGAAGGGGGAGUUUGACUGGGGCUGGCAGGAAGGGGUUAGGUUUGGGGUGGAGGUGGGGGAGGGGAGGUGGAGGGGCUGUAGGGUCUUUGUGGUGCCGAGUACCAGUGGGUUGGUGGCGUCUUAUGGGCCAGAGUUUAAGAGGGCUUUGUGGAAGAGGUUGGGGGAUUGGGUACAGAUGAGGAGGGGGGAGAGGGGGGAGAACGCGCCGAGGGUUUUGGAGUGGGAGGAGAACGGUGAGGGUGAGACAGUUAUCUACUGA